Tachysurus fulvidraco (yellow catfish) is the source of this 1182-nucleotide messenger RNA. RefSeq names its product endonuclease domain-containing 1 protein-like. NCBI's taxonomy places the organism in Eukaryota, Metazoa, Chordata, Actinopteri, Siluriformes, Bagridae. The record is from RefSeq and is a predicted model, not a curated record. The coding region runs from base 295 to 1182 and encodes 295 amino acids. The transcript has 4 exons. Gene Ontology annotation, molecular function: metal ion binding; hydrolase activity; nucleic acid binding.
UGUUAUAAAAAGGCGAGUAUCUGAGACAGGAGAGCGAGAGACCAGCCGGUUCUUCUACAGAUAAAGAUCUCUGUACAAAGAUCUCCUCCUGUGAUCAUCUCACAUCUUCUACUGAACUCCAACAUCAAGUUCCAGCAGCUUGUGGACUGCAGGUAGAUUUCUGCUCUCCAUCAUCUGGUGCAAACUUCACACAUUCUUCAUCACACAUUCAUCUCACACACUCUUUAUCUCACUCUCAUCACACUCCUCAUCUCACACUCUUCCUCAUCACACACUCCUCCACCGUGUGUCAGGAUGAAGCUUCUCGCUCUGGUGCUCCUGCUCUCCACUUUCUCCUCACUGACCCUUACGAAGGUUGUGAUAAAUUUUCAAAAGUCUUGUCCCAUGUUCUUCAUCCGAAGCCCAAAUGGUAAACAAAUCAUCACCCCGACUGUUUUCAAAGGCUCUCAGUAUAAGCAGAUUUGUCAGUUCCUGAACAACAAAUACACAUUUGCUACGCUGUAUGACACGAACAAUAGGAUCCCCGUCUACUCAGCCUACACGUUCUUAGGGGGAAAUCCACCAAUUCAGAGCGAAGUGUGGAAAAAUGAACCACAGCUGGAAAACAUAAGGAACGAUCCAGAAAUGAGGAAGAUCGCCAAUGAUGAGAUGAAUGGGUUUUUAAACCAGGCUGUGGACAGAGACUUUAUAGAAAAUGACAUUUAUUAUUCUAGAGGUCAUGUGUUUCCAAAUCAAUAUGCUGCUGAUCAGAAUCAGGCAGACUCCACCUUCACAUUUACCAAUAUAGCACCACAAACACAACACAGCAAUGACGAAUGGGCAACAGAAGUAGAGACACCGAUGAGGGCAGAGAUACAGAGAGUGUGCAGACAAAACAAUAAAAUCGAGGCAUUUAUAGUGUCUGGAGUAGUUCCAGGGAAUAAAUGGAUACCCAUAAGGAGAAAGGAUAAGAUAAUUGAUAAAGGCGUUAACAUUCCCAUUUUUUACUGGACUGCGUUCUGUUGUUACACCAAUAGGGACACGAAAAUUUCAAGAGCCUACCUCGUUCGGCAAAAUGAACCGAACCCCAAAUCUUAUGAAAUAACCCGUUUGAGUGUUGAUAUUCUGAACAGACGACUCCGCAGUCUGUAUAAUCUGAAUAAUCAGGAUUUCAAAGUAUUUGGUGAUUUGUGUUUGACUUGA